AUGGAGGAAUCUUCGCAAGCUCAAUCCACCAAUCUGCCUCAUGGGCAGGGCAACGAAGGAGGGCAACCUCUUCAAGUCGACGAGGAAGUCAACCAUCCCUGCCUGAAUCACGAGGGUCGCCAACGGGAUCGGCAAGGCAUGCGCUCGGAGGAAGUCGAGAAGCUCGUAAACGACCGACUUCGUAACUUAAAGAUCGGUGGAAAUUUCGAAGAUGCUCUACGCAGGGAGGUGGACCAAGCAAACUCUACGCCCUUCACUAUCGAAAUCGAGCAAGCCGCUCCCCCGAAGAGAUUCUCAACGCCUUCAUUCACGCAUUUCAAAGGAGAUUCCGAUCUCGAGAGCCAUCUAAAGCACUUUAAAAGUAUCAUGAUCUUCUACAAGGCUAACGACACGCUGAUGUGCAAGGUAUUUGCAAUGACCUUGCAAGGAGCAGCCCAAGACUGGUUCCACAGCUUGCCAUCUGGGUUGAUCAGCAACUUUAAGGAGUUAGCUCACAUCUUCACCAAAGAAUACACUUCUUGCCGGACGAUCAAGAAGAACCCUGACCACAUGUUCAACCUGCAAAAGAAGGAUGAUGAAUCCUCCGAGAUUACAUCAAGAGGUUCAAAGCAAAAAGGCCAAACAUCAUUGGAUGUGACGAUCGAAUUGCGUCAUCGGCCUUCAAGAGUGGCUUGCCAAUUGAAAGUCUUCGCGACAGCAGAGCGCUAUGCAUUUUGGGAUGAUGACCGGACCGCCGCAAAGAAAGCUGCCGAUCAACCGGUUGAGCCGGCAAGCCGAAGAAAUGACAUGAUAAAAGACAAGGAUGGGGGCAAGUGUGGAUUACAGCCUCAGGGAGGUGCUCCAACAGUUGAGAGCUACACUAAGUUCACUAUUCCGAUACGGCAGAUCCUAGCCCAAGUAAAGAACAUGCCUUGGUUGAAGAAACCAUCGCCUUUGAAGGGAAACCCAGCCAAGACGGAUACCAGUAGGUACUGUGAAUUCCAUGAAGGGCACGGUCAUUACACAAAUGAUUGCUUCGCCUGGAAAAAGCACCUCGAAGAACUGGUCGAAGAUGGCCAUUGCACGGAAUUCAUCGCAAGGAGGGCUAUCCAGAAAAUCAAAGAUCGUGAGGCAACUGCCAAUGAACCUCCACGAAAAAAGACAUACGGAUCAGCACGAUCCUAG
Messenger RNA from Prunus armeniaca (apricot), 1164 nucleotides. NCBI's taxonomy places the organism in Eukaryota, Viridiplantae, Streptophyta, Magnoliopsida, Rosales, Rosaceae. The record is from the annotation of a GenBank genome assembly.